Messenger RNA from Ornithorhynchus anatinus (platypus), 2710 nucleotides. Its product is annotated as endogenous retrovirus group K member 13-1 Env polyprotein-like. The record is from RefSeq and is a predicted model, not a curated record. NCBI's taxonomy places the organism in Eukaryota, Metazoa, Chordata, Mammalia, Monotremata, Ornithorhynchidae. Gene Ontology annotation, molecular function: structural molecule activity. The coding region runs from base 1526 to 2482 and encodes 318 amino acids. The transcript has 3 exons.
AACAGGAUAACAAGGAACAUUGUGUUUGCCAAAGAGCUGAGUUCUAAGCAUUGGAUGUAAAAACAACUGAACCUUGACUGGAAGAUUAAUCAUUGUUAUGGGUACUGUAUAAAACUAAGAGAUAUGGUAAAAUCAUUGUUAUGGGUACUGUAUAAAACCAAGUGAUACGGUGAAAUAAACUAGUCUAUUGCCAUGAGCCUUAGACUCACCUGGCCCGCUCUUUCCCCCCUCUCUAUUUUCUUCACUGACUACUCAUCAUGCCAAAUGCUGGCAUUUGGCGCCCGAACAGUGACACAAGGAGGAAGGAGUGACUCAGUGCCUUACACCACGGAUCUCCACUGAAUCACGAAGGGAGAUCCCGAUCUGACCUCACCCAGAACCUUAACCUUAGAAGCUCAGAGGGAACUUAAGACUGUGGAAGAAACAAUUAGCAGUGCCACUUUAGAUCGAAUACAUGAACAAGAAGACAUCCAGGCUGAAACGUUUGAAAAACUAGUGUGGAUUCUUGAAAAGAAUGUCCGAGCAUGUUCCUCAAUUGACCGAGAGGCUGAGCAGAAUGAGAUUCCAGAGGAAAAGGAAGAAACCCAGCAGAGCCACUUGAACUGAGAAGAUUUCAACAUGAGGGCAGAUAAAAGCACUCACAUCUCAGGCGAUGACAGUGGUAGAAAACACUAAACAAUUAAUGACACCUGAGAAUGUCUUUCUUGCCAUGUUGGCCUUUUUUAUCAGUGUAAGUUCCCCCGUGCGAGAGAGAACAAUAUUGGGCAUAUCUUCCCUAUCGGCCAUGGACAAGGCCUGUAACAUGGGAAGAUAGACUGGGAGAAAUAUAUACCAAUAAUUCCAGACUCAUGGGGGAUAUAAUUAUCCUUUUCUGUCUGAUAAUAUAAAUGCAGUAAUAAAUGUUAGCGUGCUAGCCACCCAUACUCCAAUAUGCUUUUAUAGAAAUGGCAAUGGCAAUUGUAUCGGACCAUGUCUACAACUCGAAACAGAGAAAACUUGGGUUCGUGUUAAAGAAUUGGGAAAUAUCAUAGAAGGAAACAGUGCCUCUGUUUAUGUGGAAAAACCUACGCCAAAAGGGGUUCCCACAAGGAACUUCACCCAAUAACCCCGAAUACCUCUCUGUGCCUUUGCGAGUCAUGUUUGGCCCGGCUCUAGCAAUAAGUCAUUAAUACCUGAAAAACCUAUCUUCCCCUUAUGGGAAUUAUGUCACCUCUCUUACCCUGAAGAGAUACAAUUAAAUAGUCACACAGAGCCAACAAAAUUGUGGAAUUGGGGUGGACAUGACAAUUCGACUCAUCAGGCACCCUUGAAGGGUUACACGGGAAGUUUUCCUGAAGAGGUAUUACAAUCUCCCACUUUAGUAGAAUUUCGAGGACUAUGGAGGGCCUUUUCGACCUUAGAUAGAAUUGAUCAUACUUACUUUGAAGCCCUCGUCCCACUAAACAUAGGCCCAGUAAAGAGUAAUUUGUCCUUCAUCACUGCAUGUGUAAGAACUCCUCAGCCGUUUAUAGUGGGUAAUAUAUCCAUGGUAAAUGAAAGUUGUUAUUGGAACAUAUGCUGUAUAAAUUGUACUCUGAAACAAUGUAUUGAUAUUACGGACAACGAUAAAAUUAUCAUGUUGGUGGAACAACCUGCAUUUGCAGUUUUUCCCACCAAUAUCUCCAAUGAAUGGUAUUCGUCAUCCAGCGAGCAUGCACUCCAGUUAAUAGCGCACGGCUUAAGUAGACAAAAGAGGCUUGUGGGUUUACUGGUCACCGGUCUCGUCACGUUAGCAUCACUAAUAAUAUCUACUACUGUGUCUACUAUAUCAUUGCAAACCGAGAUCCACACUGUGGGGUAUGUUAACGAGCUCGCCCAUAAUGUUACUCUGGUGUUUCAGGCCCAGGAACGAAUUGAUAGAGAUUUGCUAUAUAAAAUUAACUUACUUGACCAAUCAGUAUUAUAUUUGGGCACUGAGAUAGAAACUUUGAAGGAAAAGCUCUCGUUGCAGUGUGACUGUAGAUACUUGCAUGUCUGGGUUACUCCUGUGAAAUACAAUGCCUCGGAUGAAAAUUUAUCUUGGGAUAAAAUAAAGAAUCGGAUGCUGGGUGCAUGGCAUCAAUCUAAAAUCACAUUGGACAUGGAUCAAUUAAGAAAAAUAACUGAGGAAAUCGAGAAUAGUCCUCAUUUGAAUGAGCACCCUGAGGUUAUUGCCCGUCUUGUAUUAGAUUCAUUGAAACAACUUAACCCAUUUAAUUGGGUAUCCGUAGGAUUGCAUACCUUACCUUAUAUGUUUGUCUUCAUCGUGGUAUUAAUGAUGUUUCCUCUUAUUACUCGUUUUUUGGCAACCACUCUGAAAACCUCGCUAACUCAACUUUAUGAGCUUCGUCUAGUAAAUAAAAAAGGGAAGAUGUUGCAGGACUGGCGUGAGAAGCUAAGGGACUGGGCUUGUGUCCUAUCCCCUCUGGCCCACCUGAGCAAGGCUCAGGGCACGCCGGUCUAAGACAAACAUCUCUCCGGGACCUUGAACAGGAUAACAAGGAACAUUGUGUUUGCCAAAGAGCUGAGUUCUAAGCAUUGGAUGUAAAAACAACUGAACCUUGACUGGAAAAUUAAUCAUUGUUAUGGGUCCUGUAUAAAACCAAGAGAUAUGGUGAGAUCAUUGUUAUGGGUACUGUAUAAAACCAAGUGAUACGGUGAAAUAAACUAGUCUAUUGCCAUGAGCCUUAGA